GCCCGCCCCGGCGCCGCCCCGGUGCCGCCGGCGGAGCGAGCGCGGAUCGGCCCAGCAUGGAGGGGACGCGGCGCGCCCUGCUCCACCUCGCCGCCGCCUGCUGCCUGCUCUGCGCCCUGCCAGGAGGGGGUCAGAAGACAGCAGAGGCCUUGGUGACACCAUCACCUUUUCACAGCACAGUGCUAACCUCCCAUCAGCCAAGGGAAGACUCAGACUUCAGCCCAUUGACUACUGCCAGUCCUCAGACAAGCAUGGAGAAAAACUUGACUGCUGCAACACCCAAUGUCACUGAGGCCCAUGCUAAAGAGGUGGAGGAUGCCUUCAUCCCUACCACCCCCAUGGCAGGCUCCAAAGCAGAGAAACYGCAGCCUUCUACCACUGCCAGUCCUGGGGACACCACAGUUACACAUCCUGAGCACGACAACGUGAGCUUGCCAGUCAAUAGCAGCACUAAAAUCUCCUCCCCUACCUCGACUGCCAGCACUCUGGAAGGAAACCAGCUCAGCCAUGAAGCCACAGAGCCUUUCAGCACAACUGAAGAAACGGAUGAUGCCAGCAGUGCCACCCCCACACCUCAUCUGAACACUGUGCCAGCAACGACUAACAGCWCUCAGCCGGGGCUUUUUGGUGGGCACACCCUGGGGCCCACAGCAGCAAGGUCAGAAACCAAGCCAGGAACGAGCCCUGUGGGUGCCACAGAGGAGAGCACUGUGGAGCCCAGAACUUCCUCUGCUCCCAUCUCCACUGUACGGAGCACCUCAUUUGCUACUGCCUCCAGUACUGUGACAGUGACAUCCCUYGUGACCAGCUCCACAUCUGCCAGCACAGCUGCCAUCCCCACCAGCACAUCUACACUGGCACAGUCACUGGAACCCAGGCACGAGAAGGCUUCUGUGUUGAAUGUUGGUGAUGAUGACAAUUCAGAGCUACCCAAUUUGGCUGGUACAACGAGGGCUGAUCCCUUGGUAAUCACUGUGAUCUCCGUCUUCAUUGUCAUGGUGGGCAUCCUGGGCCUGCUGGGCUUCUUGAGGUACCGCCAGCACAACAACCGCAUGGAGUUCCGGCGCCUGCAGGACCUGCCCAUGGUCCCUCUCCUUCCAUCCAGGGUUUGAAUCAAGACAGCAAGUCUCAAGGCUGGGCACUAAAGAAGCUCUCUGCCUUCCCCUCACUCUGCAGGGGAAUGCUGAGAGGUUAAAUAGAGAGAGAAAGGAGAGCUCCAUCCAAAGUUGUCCUGAAAUGACACCUUCCUAACCUCUCCUCCUGUUUUUUGAUAUAUUUGCUUUGUGACUAUGACAAAGCAGAUUCCAUGCUCUGUUCCAGGGAGGUUGUCUGUYUGUCUGUCUGUCUGUCUGUGUUUCCCCCUUUGGGAAUAUAAAAAUAUAUGAGGGUUUCAGAAGCUGGACUAGCUCUGGGGAAGCUGCAACUAACUCCCUGCACUUUCUGGAACAGAGGAGUACUGCAGCUAGCAAACAAGCUGAUGCUGUUGCAAGCAAGCUGAUGCUGUUUCAAGCUGAGUGGAGUUUUCAACAGCCAGGGUUUUCCACAACCUUGCAGCAGGGAGGCAGCUCCUGCACACACCUCUUCUCUCCAAAUGCUGCAGCAGGAGAGAGACUGACAGCCCAAAGAUCCAGGAACUGCACAGUGACAGCAUUUAGGUGGAUGGCUGGGCAGGUGGCCAUGCUGUGACAGUGUGGCUGAGAAGGCUGUGCUGCCUCUUCCUGCACAGCACUCUUCCAGRCUGGGACCAUAAUGCCAUCAUGCAGACGUCUCAUUAAAGCACCCUCUUCUCUGCUUCUAGGAUGACAUGAUGGAGGACACCCCUCUCUCCCUCUACAGCUACUAGGCAACCAAGCUGUCCAGUGCCCAGAGGAAAAGGCCUUGAGAACUUGGUCCCAGACGAUCUGCUGAGGAAUGAGGGGCUGUGAUUUGCACACAACUGAAAGAUCCUUGUCAGAUGUUUUUUUGGGGUUUAGACGUUUUAAAUAGUUCAGUGUUGAAGUUUCUAUGCUGCGAAUCAGAGCCCAAGUCUGGCCCUUUUCUCCAGACUCUCCUCAAAACAAUGCCCUGAAGAGGUGUCUCCUCCUUUUAGUGUGGCAACCAAUUAGCCAAGACAGCCUUUGCCAUGGUGUUCUGCAUGGAUCUCUUCUGUUCAUCCUGGUGGCUGCUGCUUUCCAAGGAGGUGGGCAGGUGAUCCAGACUAGGGCUCUUAACACUGAUGGUGUCAGCACAGUGCUAGAAAAGGAGACUGCUGUUUUCUGAGGAAGCCAAGGAUGUGGAAAUCAGUUCUCUUGGGCUCCUUCUUGUUCUGUAUUUUUAAGGUUGUUUGUUUUGGGGUUUUUCUUGCACUUUUUUUGUUCCUGUUUCAGCUUUAGUCCCAGGAUUGGCAUUACCCAUCCUGAAACACCUACCAGGAGGAUAAAAGACUGCUCUGCUUCCUUCCCACAUGCAUACCUUUUCUCUUUAACCAGGGAAAACAGUUUUGUGGCCACUGGAGAAGUGCUCCUGCUACUUGAUAUUGCUUUGAAGUUGCUGGGAGGAAAAUGAACAUAAAUUAGCUUAACAGAGCUUGAUAGGACUCAGUCUACUGCCAAUUAGACACACUAAUUUGGUCUCACCAAAAUUAGGAAACCGUGUCUCCUACACUUGAUGCUUUCAGCAUAUGUGUGAACUCCUUUCCCAGGCUCAGUAAAUGUUUUAGUCCAUUUCCCUGCCUGGACUAACUCAAGCCUUUCCUCAGGUACCUCCAAUUUUGCUUCUAGAAUCUGGUUGCUGGAAGUUGUUGUACAAAACUGGUACUUCACUCUCCCUCCUGUGCUAUGCAAAGUCAAAGCUCCUCUUCUUUCCAGUGUUGGUCUUUUGAGCCAGUUAGUGGUUUGUCAUGAGGACAGAUCCUGGAUGUAGGUGCCUUCCUCCCCUUCCCUUUCUUGGUGUUAGGCUGAUUAGAUUCUGCACUUUUGCCUCAAAAUAUCACUGCUGUAGACUGCAUCCAAGGCUCUGAAGGUUUCUCUUGGAAACCCACAGACCAGAGCCUCUGAGUGGAAAUCRGAGGAUCUUUUGGUGCCCUUGCCUCAGAAAGACCAGAGUGUGUGACAUGACAGUCUUCAUGUAAUUACACCUGYUCCUAUUUUCUAACUCACAUUUGACUGCAGGUAAAUGGAAACACAUGCCUUCUCCAGAGUGGCUGAUUUUUGACUAAGCCAGUUGCUCCCUCAGGAYACAGCAAGGGCUAGAGAUUAUCUGCCACAUUGCUCUUACAGGUUUCUCCUCUCCUUUCAGUAGCAACAUCACUGAACCCCACAAAGGACAGAUACCAGGCCUCACUUGCAAAAGUACCUUUUUUCCCCAGUGCUGUUAUUGGUUGUCGUAGCAGGGAAAGGGGAAUUUCCCCAUCAGCUGAGCUCUGGAAAGCCCAAAGAUGGAGCARAACCAUCUGGAACAAACAGAUGAACUGGGCAAGGCAGCAGUUCCUCCUCCCUGGCUGCURCAGUGCAGUUGGGGUUCAGCUGUUGGCUUUGGCCUUCCAUCCGUGUGUUGUAAAGAUGCCCAGUAAAAUAGAGAAGAAGGGUUGGUUCUCCUAUGAUUGCAUGAGAACUAAAGAGCAAUUGUCACAACUCCAAAGCUUUUGUAUCAAGCAUUGUCUGCACAGAGCAGAUCUCCCUAGCUACAGACUUGUUUCCCCUGCCGGAGGGCAGGGUGCUACUGGUUUUCGGCACRAAGUUGGCAAGUUGGCAGUGGAAAAUAGAACUCCAUCCUGGCUGGAACUGGUGCAGGCUGGCAUAUCUGGGAAGUGUCUCUGCACACAAUCAAAAGGGCAGGGGCUGGUUGUUCUGGUUUCCCAUGCAUCGCUGUCCAGGGGAAAGGGUGAGGAAGAAAACUCGCCCAACACCAAAGUGCAACUUUUCUUUGUAAAAUAUUGUUGAUAGUGGAUUUUUUUUUUUCUGCAAUAAAGUUACAAAUGCCAAAAGUGUCUCAGCCCUCAUAUUUU
Molecule: messenger RNA, 3985 nt
Organism: Malurus melanocephalus (red-backed fairy wren)
Lineage: Eukaryota; Metazoa; Chordata; Aves; Passeriformes; Maluridae
Product: mucin-2-like
Exons: 5
Coding region: 57-1112 (351 amino acids)
Source: RefSeq, a predicted model, not a curated record